AUGCGUCUCACGAGCGAGCGUAGCUGGGCAAAGAUGGCGGCGGGCUCCGAUUUGCUGGAUGAUGUUUUCUUCAACACAGAGGUGGACGAAAAAGUAGUUAGUGAUAUAGUCGGAUCUCUGGAGUCUGAACUAACAGGAGCAGGGCAAGUCAACAUAUCCACCGGAGUCCCGUCUGCAGCAAAUCACACCGGCAACUCAGCUGUAGGUAGUAACUCCAAUGUUCAGAGCAGCAAAAUGGGACUUUCACAACAAGAGCUUGCUAAAGCAGGGACAGGAGGUGUCAUUAACAGUACGGGGUCCCACGGUUCAGGCAUGGAUGGAGCAGCCGGGACCACAUCGAGCAUGACAGCCGCUCAGAGUCAGCCCAAGUCGGGGACAGCUAGCGGAGUCGUUACGGUAGUAUCAGAUGCGGCAUCUGGUGUUAAAAAACCCGGGACUACUGUUGUUCAAACUUUGAAUGGAAGUACCGUGGUGAUGAACUGUCAUAUCACCGGAGGCGGCAGCAACUCACAGCCCGCUGUCACGCUUGUCAACAACGGACCUGUCUCUGUGAGCAAAGGAAGCGCAACAGUUUUAUCUGCAGCACCGAGUACUAUUAUACGAACUUCUUCAACGACAGCGAGUGCUGUAAUCUCGUCUCAGCCCUCUGUGAAAAGUGUACCCACAGUCACGCUUGUGAGGCCACCUAUGCAAACUCCCACCAACACCUCGCAGAGCAACCCCACAACAGUUUUAACAUCACCAGCCGUCAGUGUCACCAGCACGGCUGGCUCGCUUGUCAACAAGUUGGACUCCACCAAAACUGUCUUGCAGACUGGUGUCGUGGCUUCAACUGUUGUGACAGGGACAACAACGGCGACCAUCAGGAGCCCCACUGUUUUGCAAAACUUGAGGACUUCAGUGCCGUCAACAAUCGCUGCCACUCCUCCUGCAGGAAUACGAGCUAUUGCUCCACAGGUGUUGGCCCCUCGACUCACUCAGCCUCAACCAAACGCCCCAAAUAUCCAAAACAUCCAACUCCCUCCAGGCAUGGUCUUGGUUCGCAGUGAGAGUGGGCAGCUGCUGGUGAUUCACCAGCAGACCUUGGCUCAGAUGCAGGCUCAGUCGCAGUCUCAAAGCGCCAUGACUCCACGACCUGCAGCCCCCACCAGCACUCCACCUGUCCAGAUCACCUCUCUACAGGCUCCAGGCGCGUCACUGCUGGCUCGCCCCGUUACCCCCACCACUAUCAUUAAACAAGGUUCUACAGUCCAGACCACUGUGACGGCCACCACCACUCUGCAGAGGCCUCCUGUGCUGCAGAACACCAUCAUGCUGGGAGGAACUGCCACCAGCCCGGGACAGCCGCUGGGAACGCCGACCACCGUGCAGCCUGGAUCUGCAGCCACAGCAGUUACACAGAGGGUAACUGGGACCCCUGUCACUCCAACAGCUAUCACAGCUGAGACACUGGAGAAUGUAAAAAAGUGUAGAAACUUUUUGUCCACAUUAAUAAAGCUGGCAUCCAGUGGAAAACAGUCAUCUGAGACAACGGCCAACGUCAAGGAGCUGGUCAAGAACUUGCUGGAAGCGAAGAUAGAGCCUGAAGAUUUCACCAGUCGGUUAUACCGGGAGCUCAACUCCUCACCGCAGCCGUACCUUGUGCCUUUCUUGAAGAGAAGUCUCCCAGCACUGCGUCAGAUGACCCCAGACUCAGAGGCCUUCAUCCAGCAGAGCCUGCUGCCUCAGCCCAGCACUCAGACUGCUGCAGCAGCCUCCACAGCCCUCACAGCUGUGGUGCUGAGACCUCCUCUCUCCACGGCUACCACGACACCCACCAGCACUGCCGCGUCCAAAACCACAGUUAUCAGCCUCACUCAGACCCCGCACAGUAAACCUGGACUGAUAGUGCCACAGCAACAGGGGACGAUGGUGAGGCCACAGGUGACGCUGGCUCAGUCUCCCAUGGUAACACUCAGAGGACAAUCUCAUAGCCGCAUCAUUGUGGGUCAACCACAGGUGGUCAGACAGCUACAGACAGCAGUGAGGCCAACGUUGGCUCCAGGGGUCAAAGGAGUACAGGUUGUCAGUCAGGCCUCUCUCACUUCUGCUCAGAAGAACAAGCUGAAGGAAGCGGCCGGGGGGACCUUCAGGGAUGAUGAUGAUAUCAAUGAUGUGGCGUCCAUGGCGGGAGUCAACUUGUCUGAGGAGAGUGCUCGUAUCUUAGCAACCAACUCAGAGCUCGUUGGCACGGUGACUCGCUCCUGUAAAGACGAAACCUUCCUCUCCACCUCCUUACUCACCCGCAGAGCUCUGGAGAUCGGUAAGAAGUUUGGUGUCAGCGAGCUUGGCACAGAUGUGAUCAACUACAUAUCCCACGCUACACAGCAGCGUCUACAAAACUUGCUGGAGAAAGUGUCACAAGUGGCACAGCAGAAAAACAUAACCUUUAAGGAGGAUGAGCGAUGUGAGCAGGCCAGCGAUGUGCGAACCCAGCUUAAAUUCUUUGAGCAGCUGGAUCAGAUGGAGAAGCAGAGAAAGGAGGAGCAGGAGAGAGAGAUUCUCUUAAAGGCUGCCAAGUCUCGGUCACGGCAAGAGGACCCUGAGCAGCUCCGACUGAAACAGAAGGCCAAAGAGAUGCAGCAGCAGGAGCUGGCUCAGAUCAGACAGAGAGAGGCCAACCUAACGGCGCUGGCAGCAAUCGGCCCAAGAAAAAAACGGAAAAUGGACUCUCCUGUUCGGGGCGCCAGCGCAGAGGGCUCAGGGUCGGGCCCCUCUCAGCCCGGAGGCCCCAGUGGAGCAGGCUCCAGACAGUUUAUGCGACAGCGCAUCACCCGAGUCAACCUUAGGGACCUGCUCUUCUGCCUGGAGAAUGAAAGAGGGACCAGUCACUCACACCUGCUCUAUAAAGGCUUCCUCAAAUAGCACCCGCAUUAAAAUGACUAGUCUCGCUCAGUGGCAUUAAGGAAACAGAGUUGACUGUCAGCUCAGACCCUCUCUGCCGGUACUUCCUUUGAUCACCCACUGCUGAAUGAUGAGACGUCUGUCUGUGGGAAGAGAAUUAUCUGGAACACUGGAGAGACGCCUUCUUUUAAAAGCCUCCUCAAGCACAAGUCUUUUGUAUUUUCAGAGGAGCAAAAUAUUUGAACUCGGCCCUGAUUUCAGUGCUCCUCUCCGCUCGGUUUGCUCUUCAGAGACCAGUUGCACCCAACCACACUUCACUCAUGCACUGCCUCAUGCUGCACACAAGGAAAAAAACGUCUUAAACUGAACCUAGCACUUCAAAUCCGAAGACCUUGUCAGUGUCAUUUGCACUGACAUCUGUGUUGUAGCAGCAAAUCUCUGUGAAGUGGUUCCAUUUUAGAUGAAUGUGCAGCAUGCGGGUGUAAAAGCCUGCUUUUACAAAACUGCAGUAAUUUUCUCGACCAUGCUAACAUAAACACUCUGUUUAUUUAAUUUCCCAACAGAGAUUUUAAUUUAUCAAACAUUUAUACUAUAUUUUAGCUCAGUUUUAAUGCCUGUGGAUUGUUUUAAAGAGACUAAUCUUGAACUAGCCUUGUCAUCUGCUGAGUUGCCUUCUUAACAGAUUAAGCCAUAUGGAUUAGAAUAUGUUGAUGAGCUUCAGUAACUUCAUCAGUUCUCUCCGGAUUUGUGGGAUGAUUGCUUUGUUGUUUUGUUGUGCGCUUUCUUUGUCUUUGCUUGGUUGGAAAAACAAAAAUGAUUGUUUAUAUGUCAUGUGUCGUGCAUGACGUUAUCACAGGUGAUGAUAUUUUGAACUCUCACCACCAAAAGCAUUUUUACCUUGAGACUUUUGUACAGUGGUUGAAAGCAAAAUUCCACCUUUUAUUCAGAUCGUAGCACAUUUACUACAAAGACAACAUACUUAACAUAACUAUCGAUCAUUUCUUAAGCAAACAAUACUCGAGGUAAGAUUUUUUCUUACCUCAAAAGCAAUCAGUAGUUUUCAAUAAUUUCUUUAAACUCAACUGAACUUUCUAUCACAGUGAACAUCCUCUUCAAGGUAGCAGUUUGUUGCACAUAUUUCAAAAGUCUAUAGGUUUUCUUGUGUGUUUAAGAGGACCUAUUAUGCUUUUCCUUUUUUUCAUCGUAUAGAUAAUGUCACAGUGUCGCAGGUUUUCAUAUUAAAUGUGGCCAAAGUUUGAAAUAAUAAGGUAAACAUAUGUAAAAGUUACGUAUGUGAGCAAAAAUCUCAGGUCUCUGACCGUUUGAAUACUCUGUUUCCAUUGAUUUUUCUGCUUUCGAGACAAGCUGACGUCAGGUGUUGAUGAAUUUCUUUAUAUGAUAAUCUGCUUCAGGCACACUACUGCAAGUGUUUACAUUACGUAGCCUACACUGCUACAUGUAGCUACAUGCUAACGUCAGGGAAACAUGUAG
Molecule: messenger RNA, 4374 nt
Organism: Plectropomus leopardus (leopard coralgrouper)
Lineage: Eukaryota; Metazoa; Chordata; Actinopteri; Perciformes; Serranidae
Product: transcription initiation factor TFIID subunit 4-like
Biological process (GO): transcription initiation at RNA polymerase II promoter; DNA-templated transcription
Cellular component (GO): transcription factor TFIID complex
Molecular function (GO): RNA polymerase II general transcription initiation factor activity; DNA binding; protein heterodimerization activity
Source: RefSeq, a predicted model, not a curated record